AUGCAGGCUACACCUCUCUCUCAGCUGGUCCUGGUGCUAUGGACAAUGGGGACCCUGCUUGGGGCCAGGACCCCUGGAAAAGAGGCCUUGCUUGGGGAGCCCUCUGCAGGUACUGAGGGUCUCAUAUUCCACAAAGACUGGGACUGGCCAGCUCCCCAGGUCUGGCCACCAAGGAGCCAGCAAGACCCCCUGUGCCUGGUGACACUGAGCGGAGGCAUCAACAGCAGUAGUGCACCCCUGCUGGUGGUGGGAGCCCUGAGGGGCUAUGAACAAGCCUUCCUGGAGGCCGUGCAUCGGGCCCACUGGGGGCCUCGUGACCUGGCCACCUUUGGCAUCUGCACCCCCAGCCAUGAGCAUGCUGCCCUGCCCCCUCUGCGGUGGCUUCGAAAGUGGCUGGGGGAGCCCCGAGGGCAACGGCUGGUAAUCCUGCACCUGGAGGAAGUGACGUGGGAGCCAACACCCUCGCUGAGGUUCCAGGAGCCUCCACCUGGAGAAAUCAGCCCCCCUGAGCGGGCGCUGCUGGUGCUGUACCCCGGCCCCGGCCCAGAGGUCACUGUAAUGGGGGCCGGGCUGCUGGGCACCCAGAGUCUCUGCCUAUCCCGGGACACCAGCUACCUGGCGCUGGCUGUGGAUCAUCCUGCGGGGGCCUGGCACGGCCUGGGUCUCGCGCUAACUCUGCGGCACCGCAGAGACGGUGCACCCCUGAGCACCGCCCAGCUGCAGGCGUUGCUGUUCCGCUCUGACUCCCGCUGCUUCACUCGUAUGACCCCGGCCCUGCUCCUGUUGCCGCGACCAGGGCCCGGGCCCACGCCCAUGCCUGCGCAUGGUCAGGUGGACGUAGUGCCCUUCCCGUCUCCCAGUCCGACCUGGGAGCUGGAGGAGCCGCUGCCCAGCGCCGACCCCUUCCUGGAAACGCUCACGCGCCUGGUGCGAGCGCUGCGGGGGCCCCAACCCCGGGCAUCGCCAUUGCACCUGGCCCUGGACCCUGCCGCACUGGCCAGCUUCCCGCAGGGCCUGGUCAACCUGUCCGACCCUUUGGCGCUGGAGCGCCUGCUUGAUGGCAGCGAGGAACCCCUGCUGCUGCUGCUGCCGCAGCCUACCACUGCCACCGCUGGGUACCCCACGCCAAUGCAGGGCCCCGUGUCCUCGCCGUGGGUGGUGGAUCUGGCGCAACGCGUGGCUGUGGAGCUGCAGGCGGCUGCCGCUGAGCUGCGCAGCCUCCCAGGGCUACCACCCACCGCUCCACCACUACUGGCACGCCUGCUUGCGCUGUGUCCUGGGGACUCGGGGGACCCAGGCAGCCCCGGUGGCCAGCUGCGCGCGCUGCUACUGCUAAAGGCGCUGCAGGGCCUGCGCACCGAGUGGCGCGGGCGGGAGUGGAGCGGGCCGGCACGGGCACAGCGCAGUGCUGAGGCUGGGAUCGUGGAUGGACCGUGUACGUUGCGUGAGCUGAGCGUGGACCUGCGUGCCGAGCGCUCCGUACUCAUCCCCGAGACGUACCAAGCCAACAACUGCCAGGGCACAUGUGGUUGGCCGCAGUCCGACCGCAACCCGCGCUAUGGCAACCACGUGGUGCUGCUGCUCAAGAUGCAGGCCCGUGGGGCUGCCCUGGCACGCCCGCCCUGCUGCGUGCCCACGGCCUACGCGGGCAAGCUGCUUAUCACUCUUUCAGAGGAGCGCAUCAGCGCGCACCACGUGCCCAACAUGGUGGCCACCGAGUGCGGCUGCCGGUAA
Molossus molossus (Pallas's mastiff bat) is the source of this 1734-nucleotide messenger RNA. RefSeq names its product anti-Mullerian hormone (gene AMH). NCBI's taxonomy places the organism in Eukaryota, Metazoa, Chordata, Mammalia, Chiroptera, Molossidae. Gene Ontology annotation, molecular function: growth factor activity. The record is from RefSeq and is a predicted model, not a curated record. Gene Ontology annotation, biological process: gonad development; Mullerian duct regression. The transcript has 5 exons. The coding region runs from base 1 to 1734 and encodes 577 amino acids.